Molecule: messenger RNA, 3726 nt
Organism: Syngnathoides biaculeatus (alligator pipefish)
Lineage: Eukaryota; Metazoa; Chordata; Actinopteri; Syngnathiformes; Syngnathidae
Gene: srlb
Product: sarcalumenin
Exons: 6
Coding region: 220-1761 (513 amino acids)
Molecular function (GO): GTP binding
Source: RefSeq, a predicted model, not a curated record
UUCAAGUCAACACAAUGGCGGCGGUCAAGAGGAAAGACGCCUCUCGAGUGAAAGAAGUUGAUAGAGAUGUAAAAAAUAAGUUCCGAUGGGAUUGGAUGGAAGGAGAAAUCGUCGAUACAGUGGGAAAGAAGGAAGUUGCCACUCUGUUAAGCGACUUCAUUCGCCAAAUCGAUCGACCUGGUCAAGCAUCGUGCACGUGAGGUCAGGAUACUUUUGACUAUGGAUCAAGAACUUUCAAGGCAUUGGAAGUCCACGUCAAACAACUGGAAGCAACGACAACGAACUUUUCCAUGGCCGCUACAUUCGGAUGUCAACCCAAGGCCGACAAACCUUCCGGACUUCAUCCCUUGUUUACUUCCACUACUUCCGGUAUUGAGAGGCAACAUCCACCGAAACGGACAGGAAGAAGAAGAAAAAGAACACACGUCGGUCCUCCGAGACAGAUCCCACAUCGACGAGACGCUUCGAUUUGCCACCGAGGAAAAAGCGGCCGACUACGCGGCGGCUGUGCAGAGGUUGCGGAAGAUCUACCACUCCUCCAUCAAGCCCAUGGAGCAGGCCUACAAGUACAACGAGCUGAGGCAGCACGAGAUCUCGGAUGGAGAAAUCACAUCCAAACCCAUGGUUCUGUUCCUGGGACCCUGGAGUGUGGGAAAGUCCUCCAUGAUUAAUUACCUCCUGGGCUUGAAUGACAGCCCCUAUCAGCUCUACACAGGAGCCGAGCCGACGACCUCUGAGUUCACGGUCAUAAUGCACGGCGAAAAGAUCCGCUCGGUGGAGGGCAUCGUGAUGGCGGCGGACAGCUCGCGGUCCUUCUCCCCGCUGGAGAAAUUUGGGCAAAACUUCCUGGAAAAGUUGAUUGGCAUCGAGAUGCCCCACAAGCUCCUGGAACGGGUGACUUUUGUGGACACGCCGGGAAUCAUCGAGAACCGCAAGCAGCAGGAGCGAGGCUACCCCUUCAACGAUGUUUGCCAGUGGUUCAUCGACCGCGCAGAUCUGAUCUUUGUGGUCUUCGAUCCCACCAAGCUGGACGUCGGUCUGGAGCUGGAGAUGCUUUUCCGUCAACUGAAGGGCCGCGAGUCGCAGAUCCGCAUCAUCCUCAACAAGGCCGACAACCUGGCCACCCAGGACCUGAUGCGGGUGUACGGGGCGCUCUUCUGGAGCUUGGCGCCGCUCAUCAACGUGACGGAGCCUCCCCGCGUCUACGUCAGCUCGUUCUGGCCCUACGACUACGCUCCGGACACGAGCCGCGAGCUUUUCAAGCGGGAGGAGAUCUCCCUGCUGGAAGAUCUCAACCAGGUGAUUGAAAACCGCAUGGAGAACAAGAUCGCGUUCAUCCGCCAGCACGGCAUCCGCGUUCGCAUCCACGGCCUCCUGGUGGACCGCUACGUUCAGACCUUCAAGGAGAAGAUGAGCUUCUUCAGCGACCCGGAACUCGUUUUCAAGGAGAUUGUGGACGAGCCGGACAAGUUCUACAUCUUCAAAUCCAUCCUGGCCAAGACCAACGUCAGCAAGUUUGAUCUCCCCAACCGCGACGCCUACCGUGACUUCUUCGGAAUCAACGCAAUCACCAACUUCAAACCGCUGUCAUCGCAGUGCUCCUACAUUGGAGGCUGUCUCCUGGAGAAGAUCGAGAAGGCCAUCACCAACGAGCUGCCCGGUCUCCUGAGCAGCAUCAACUCGGGCAAACAUCCCGGCCUUUCUUCCUGCGAGGCGACGGGGUGCGGGGAGAAGCCCAAAAACCGCUACCGCAAGAACUGAGAUGAAGCACGACACUUUGGGCAGGGGGAGGGAGGAAGGACGUAGGGUGAUGGAGGAGGAGGUGGGGGGGGGGGGGGGGGGAAAGAGGGUUCUGCGACAGGUCCAACCCCGAUUCAGAAGGCCUGCGGUAACGAGGAGAUGAAAGAAAACGGAUAUUAGAGCUUUAUUCUCCUCAGGAGACCGUGGGAGAUACCAUUUUUAGGGACUGUGGGUAGAGGCGGAUAGCGGGAGGGGCGGGUCAUUGUCUGAAGAAGGCAGCUUAACAAUUCAAGUGCUGAUGAGUUGAAAUAUUGGACUGUCUGGCGUUUUUGAGGUAUUUGGGGGAAGGACUGAUGCCGAGAAACGGUGCGUGGGGGGGGAGACAGCCAGUCCAAUAUCGGCCCACUUGUAUGCGAAUAAAACAGGAAGUGGAAAGAGGUGGUGUCACUUUUUGUUGAAAGAUCCUGGGGGAAAAACAGCCGUGCAAUGGGUCAAUUCCAAAAUGCUUCAGACAUUGAAGCAACCGUUUUGUGGGUGCUACGCGGGCUUCAGCAGCAGCAGCAGUAGUAGUAGUAGUGGUGGUACUAGUAGACUUAACUGCAAAUAACCUUGCAUGUCAUUAUUGGCCCAUCUUAACUUUUUUUGUGUGCAUGCGUAGACCAUCCCAGAAACUCAAGAGUAUUUCCUAACCUACCGGGCGGCGGACGAGGGCAGCCGCUCGAAAGCAGAGCUCAAGGGUCAUCAGAGUCUUCAGGGUGGGCUUGUUUUUUGUUUGUUUGUUUGAAACCUGGUCUUACUGCAUUUGUAUUGCUGUCAAUUUGCCAGUCCAAAUGAUCUGCUUCAAUAAUGUAUUUGGACUGAUUUCCUUCAUCGAUAAGCUUCCCAGCUUGGUUUUGUUUUGUUUUUUUCCGAGCCGAAUGACCACAAAGAACCACACCUGAAGGAUGUGUUUAGCUCCAUUUUUCUUUUCUUUUUUGCUUGUGCCAAUCUAUUUAUUCUUCCGUGCGUGUGUGGACCUUCCAAACGGGCAUUGUUUAUUCGACUCCCUGCCUCUCCGGGGCUGCGGGCCAAGAGGUUUGGAAAGGGCAAAGUGGAAGACUCGCGAGUUGAUCCCCGAUCUCUGCAGACCGUCCCGAGUCCGGCCACGAGUUCUCACACAAAGCUACCUCGCUCACCUACUUCCGGUCUUGUUGUGACCGCGUGAGGCGCGAGAGUUCCCGGGCCCAGCGGAAGAAAUAGUCUGGAGUUCAGUUUCCGACCUUCCGAAUAAGAAGUGGUGCAGGUGAAGCGGGCGAUUUUCAAAUUGCCAGUAUGUGGUGAACUUUCAUAGACGUCCGGCAAUCAGAUAUGUUGCACAUUUCGAUCUGAAUCAAAUUAGGCCCGAUGAUCAGGAUUGAGAUGGGAAGUGGUCCAGGUAAGUGGAAGACGCGUUUACCCCCAACGUACAACAAUCGCCCAAGAUCGGGACUGGGGAGUCUACGGCCCGUGAGCCAUUUUGGGCCCGCUUCGAGAGCAUUUGAUGCAACUCUUAAAACAACUGGAACCUCAAAGCCCCGCUGAUCAGAAACUUCCCCAGCUCUGGGUCGGAUGGUUGCUAAUCCAAUGCCGGGCAGCCGCCGCCUCUUCCCUCACUAACCGACCCAACCCAACCCAACGGAGUUGCUCCAUCUAAACUUUUUCCUUCUUUCUUGAGCGUGUUUGACGGGGAUGUGUUGUUUAUUUACACUGCAGUUCCAGAAAUGUCCACUAGAGAAUGCUGUGUAUCAGUGAAAGAAACAAGAAGAAGAACCCCUUUCAUGCAUACAAACUCUUCAAGGCGAUAAUGAUGUGUGAUUGUUGUCUCUUGGGUGAAUAUUGUUCAGGACCUUUAAUUGACCUGUGAAAUUUCAUCUGGAAUGCACUUGUGUCCCUCCAUUUUGUCUUGGUGUCAAAUUCUCAAAUUAAGGCAUUUGGAAGCUUGAUCGACAAAAAUAAAGGUUUCUGAUU